Molecule: messenger RNA, 571 nt
Organism: Paramisgurnus dabryanus
Lineage: Eukaryota; Metazoa; Chordata; Actinopteri; Cypriniformes; Cobitidae
Gene: snrpf
Product: small nuclear ribonucleoprotein polypeptide F
Biological process (GO): spliceosomal snRNP assembly; mRNA splicing, via spliceosome
Cellular component (GO): U1 snRNP; catalytic step 2 spliceosome; pICln-Sm protein complex
Molecular function (GO): RNA binding
Source: RefSeq, a predicted model, not a curated record
UCGCCCGUGCGGUCAUAGUGCGCUCGCUGUACUUUCCUGUUUCGGCGGCAAGGCGUGCGAGUGAACUGCAGUAGCAUUUGCUAUUCGAAUUAAUACAAUUUUUGCCUUCUAAAAUACUGUUUAAGCAGUCCAGAGAUGAGUUUACCAUUGAAUCCCAAGCCCUUUCUAAACGGUCUUACGGGUAAGCCCGUGAUGGUGAAGCUGAAGUGGGGUAUGGAGUACAAAGGGUACCUCGUAUCAGUGGAUGGAUAUAUGAACAUGCAGCUCGCCAACACAGAAGAGUAUGUGGAUGGAGCAUUAGCAGGUCACCUUGGUGAGGUGCUCAUCAGAUGUAAUAAUGUUUUGUAUAUAAGAGGAGUAGAAGAAGAAGAAGAAGAUGGAGAGAUGAGAGAAUGAAGAGUCGAUUGAUUUCUUUAUCUACACGGGAUUGGAAGCUGUAUUGCUCAGUUUGCAUUUUGUCUCAAUUUUAUGUGAGAAUGUUUCUUUUUCUUUGUUAAAUUGUUAGUUUUGUUAUUUUUUACACUGUAAAAGUUAUUGGCAGCACAAUGACUAAUAAAUUGUGCAGUUUGUA